UAAAAUUAUCUAAAUACCUCAAAAGAAACAAAUAGACAGAAAGACAUACAGACAGACAAUUACCAAAAGAGCUAAUGUAUAGCAAACUAUACAAGAUAAAUAAAUGAAAAUAAAAUUUUCUUAUAAAAGCUGUUGAUGAUUCGAGGUAAUUAAACAGUAACAAUAGAACUUUGUUUAAGACAGCAUCUUUUCAGCAACAGUAGCAGCAGCAGCUCCAUAAUAUAUCCCAAGAAAUAUUCCCCAAAGAGAAAUAAUACAUAAAACUUAAUAGCAGCAACAUGUUUAAGUUUUUGCUUUUGUGCUUAAUAUCUCUAAUUGCUUUGGUGGCUAGCAGACCCAGUGUUUUAGAAUCUCAUCAUGCCGCCUACUCACCGUAUUAUCAUACACCUCUGCUGACAUCCUCUCCUUACACUGCUCUUGAUGCUGGUGUUGCUGCUUAUCAUCACGGUGGAUUUGUUUCACCUUUAUAUGGCUCUCAUUUGUCUCAUGUCUCUCCCCAUAUCUCACCAUAUGUUGCCUCCUCUUCGCCCUAUAUUGGUGGUCAUCAUUAUGGUUUACAUCCCUACGAUUCGUUGUUUCUAAGACAUUAAAAGGUAUUUAGUGCCUUUAAUGAGGGCAAUGAGGCAGUAUGUUGCUGGCAAU
Messenger RNA from Lucilia cuprina (Australian sheep blowfly), 642 nucleotides. RefSeq lists its product as uncharacterized. The record is from RefSeq and is a predicted model, not a curated record. Bases 279 to 590 code for a protein of 103 amino acids. The transcript is spliced from 2 exons. Lineage: Eukaryota; Metazoa; Arthropoda; Insecta; Diptera; Calliphoridae.